UCUGCUCUUUCUAGUGUCCAGGAUGAGGCUGUGGACAAAAGCAAGUUUAAGGAGUGCAACCAGAUUGCUUUUUACAGGCGUCAGAAACUUCUACAGUCUGGAAAAUCCUCAUAUAGAGCAUUGUUGGAUUCAGUCACAUUAAGUGAUGACAAUGUGAAAUUCCAUAUUAUUCAUGAGGACAAUAAGAUUCUUCUACAAGUAGAAAUUUGUGAAAUAGAGGGCAACAUUUUCAGGCUUAAAAUCAAUGAGGCAGCUCCUCUCAGGGCAAGGUACGAAGUUCCUGAUGUUCUCAUAAGGGAACCUACCACCCAGAGGCUCUCUAUAUCCCAUAAAGAAGCAGGUAUAUUGAUGCUGAAGAGUGUUAAUGAGGAGUACCAGCUUCAAGUCACGGCAAACCCCUUCCAUAUUGAGCUACAGUUCAAGGAUGAGAUUGUUCUGAGCAUGAAUUCCAAUGGGUUGUUAUAUUUUGAGCACCUACAACCACCUCCCAGUGAUAGAAAAACUACAGCAGAAAACAAAGAAAAGGCAGCAAGUGACUCCUCUAAGGGGAAACAAGAGGACCUAGGUCUCUGGCAAGAGAAAUUCGACAGUUUUUUAGACAUCAAAGCCCAUGGCCCUAGUUCUGUAGGUGUGGACUUCUCUUUACAUGGAUUUGAGCAUGUUUAUGGAAUACCACAACAUACAGAAACACUCCUUCUCAAAAACACCAGUGAUGGUGAUGCCUACCGGCUUUACAAUUUGGAUAUCUUUGGCCACAAGAUACAUGACAAAAUAGGCAUUUAUGGCUCAGUGCCCUUUCUCUUAGCUCACAAGCCCAACAGAACUUCUGGAAUCUUCUGGCUGAACUCAUCAGAAACGCUGGUGGACAUUAGCACAAAGGCAGCAGCUGAGCAUGUGCCCUCCAGAUCCACCGCAGAGACUGCUAAGCAGCGGGUGGUGCCUCGAACCGAUGUGCGCUGGAUGUCGGAGAGUGGGAAACUGACAGGCACUCAAGCCCUACCUCCCCUCUUUUCUCUGGGCUACCAUCAGUGCCGCUGGAAUUAUGAGGAUGAGCAAGAUGUCAAGGCAGUAGAUGCUGGCUUUGAUGAACAUGACAUUCCUUAUGACGUGAUAUGGCUGGACAUCGAGCACACGGAUGGGAAGAGGUAUUUCACCUGGGACAAGAAAAAAUUCCAGAACCCCAAAAGGAUGCAGGAACUUCUCAGGAAGAAAAAACGCAAGCUUGUCGUCAUUGUAGAUCCCCACAUUAAAGUUGAUCCCAAGUAUGCCCUAUAUUCACAGGGCAAAGACAAGGGGUAUUUUGUGAAAGAUAGAAAUGGACAAGAUUUUGAGGGCAUCUGUUGGCCAGGUUCUUCUUGUUAUCUGGAUUUCACCAAUCCUGAAGUACGAAAAUGGUAUGCGGAUCAAUUUGCCUUCAAAACAUACAAGGGGUCAACUGAUAUCCUCUUUGUGUGGAAUGACAUGAACGAGCCUUCAGUCUUCAGAGGGGCAGAGCUAACAAUGCAGAAGGACGCUGUGCACUACAGCAGCUGGGAGCACCGCGAGGUUCACAACCUCUACGGGUUCUACCAGCAAAUGGCAACUGCAGAUGGACUCAUCAAACGUUCUUUGGGAAAAGAGAGACCAUUUGUCCUCACCCGAUCUUUCUUUGCUGGAUCACAAAAGUAUGGUGCAGUGUGGACUGGAGACAACAAAGCAGAGUGGGAAUACUUGAAAAUCUCCAUUCCGAUGCUGCUUACUCUCAGCAUAGCAGGGAUUUCAUUCUGUGGAGCUGAUGUGGGAGGGUUUAUUGGAGACCCAGAACCAGAACUACUUGUUCGCUGGUAUCAGGCUGGAGCCUACCAGCCCUUCUUCAGAGGCCAUUCUAACAUGGAGAGCAAACGGCGAGAACCAUGGCUCUUUGGGGAGAAGAACACCCAGAUCAUCAGGGAAGCCGUCAGAGAGCGCUACCUCCUGCUGCCCUACCUCUACACGCUCUUCUAUCGGGCACACACAGCAGCUGAACCAGUUAUGAGGCCUCUCUGGAUAGAGUUUCCAGAGAAAAUAGACACUUUCAGUGUGGAAAAUGAGUAUAUGCUGGGAAAUGCUUUGCUGGUGCAUCCCGUCACUGAGCGAGAGGCUGAGUCAGUGAGUGUUCUGCUUCCUGGGUCAGAGGAGGUUUGGUAUGAUUUCAGGAAAUUUACACGCAUGGAAGCAGCAGGCACUCUGAAGAUCCCAGUAACACUGGAGAACAUUCCUGUAUUCCAGCGUGGGGGGACUGUGAUACCUCUGAAGACCAGAGCUGGAAAAUCCACUGAAUGGAUGAUAGAUAUUUCUUAUGAACUCCAUGUGGCCCUGGACACAGAGGGCUGUGCAAAAGGUGAACUCUACCUAGAUGAUGGACAUUCCUUCCAGUAUCUACACGAGAAGCAGUUCCUGCACCGGAAAUUCACUUUCCAGAAGCAAGUUCUCUCUUCCAGAUGCACAGAUGAAAAGGGACAAUACCACACUACAUGUGUAUUUGAACAGGUGAUAAUUCUGGGACUUGGACAGCAACCCAUGUCUGUGACAACACAUUCAAAGGAUGGAAAGGAAAAAGAAGUGGUUUUCACGUAUGAUACGAAGACUUCUGCGUUGAAGCUGGAACAGUUAGCCCUGAGUGUUGUUGCUGACUGGGAGAUACAUAUCAAGUGAAAGGAGAAACAGCUACUUCGGAGAAUUCGCCAAGAGAUUUA
Messenger RNA from Tinamus guttatus (white-throated tinamou), 2714 nucleotides. The record is from RefSeq and is a predicted model, not a curated record. NCBI's taxonomy places the organism in Eukaryota, Metazoa, Chordata, Aves, Tinamiformes, Tinamidae.